CUGCCGGGGAAGGCAUAGACAUGGCGGCGCUGCGGGUGGCGGUGCUGGGGUCGUUGGCGCUGCUGCUGGCCGGGGGAGGCCCUUGGGCCGCGGGGCAGAAGAGGAAGGAGAUGGUGUUAUCAGAAAAAGUUAACCAGCUGAUGGAGUGGGCCAGCAAAAGACCUGUUAUUCGAAUGAAUGGAGAGAAAUUUCGCCGCCUUGUAAAGGCACCACCAAGAAACUACUCAGUGAUUGUGAUGUUUACUGCCCUUCAGCCUCACCGUCAGUGUGUUGUAUGCAAGCAAGCUGAUGAAGAAUACCAGAUUCUGGCAAAUUCUUGGCGAUAUUCCAGUGCAUUCACCAAUAAGAUUUUUUUUGCUAUGGUGGACUUUGAUGAAGGCUCAGAUGUAUUUCAGAUGCUAAACAUGAAUUCAGCUCCAACCUUCAUUAACUUUCCAGCUAAAGGGAAACCUAAAAGAGGGGACACAUAUGAGCUUCAGGUGCGAGGUUUUGCAGCUGAGCAGCUUGCUCGCUGGGUAGCUGAUAGGACUGAUGUCAAUAUUCGAGUGAUGAGACCACCGAACUAUGCUGGUCCUCUUAUGUUGGGUCUUUUGCUGGCUGUCAUUGGUGGCCUUGUGUAUUUACGGAGGACCAACCUGGAUUUUCUGUAUAACAAAACUGGCUGGGCCUUUGCUGCUUUGUGCUUUGUACUAGCAAUGACAUCAGGUCAGAUGUGGAACCACAUCAGAGGGCCACCAUAUGCUCAUAAGAAUCCCCAUACUGGACAAGUGAACUAUAUCCAUGGAAGCAGCCAAGCCCAAUUUGUGGCUGAAACACACAUUGUUCUACUGUUUAAUGGUGGCGUUACUUUAGGAAUGGUACUCCUGCAUGAAGCUGCCACAUCUGACAUGGAUGUGGGGAAAAGAAAAAUAAUGUGUGUGGCUGGUAUUGGGUUGGUGGUAUUAUUCUUCAGCUGGCUGCUGUCUGUCUUCAGGUCCAAAUACCAUGGCUACCCAUACAGUUUUCUGAUGAGUUAAAGGAUUCCAGAGACCUCCAACGUCUGAUAGGUGUUGAAAUUUUGAAAUAGUGUAACGGAGCAGAAGAGCUAAAUGUGUGGUUCAUGCUACCUCUCUUUAAAUUGAAUGAGAUAGUUAAACACUGAACCAAAGAAGAUAAGUAGUGCCUUACUAUGACAAGCAAUUUGCUCUGAAAGACGCAUGGAGUAUUAAGAUGCAAUCUCUUUUCAUAAGCUUUACAUCAUGCUAAACAACUUUGUUUUUUAAAUAUUGAGAAAUAAUUUCUUGAAGUAACUAGAAACAGUACUUAAAUUUAGUUUGACAACAUGUUUUGCCAUGUUGCCAUGUUUCCUGCUCCUUCAGCAAUGUUCUUGUUGUUGUCGUCAUAUUUUUUUUCCUUUUCACUCGUUGGUGACAGCUUCUCUUUUCAACAUUUCUUUUUCCCCUUUCUCCGUGACUGUUUGAUGUGUGGGUCACACCACUUCAUAGAAGAGGAAGCCAAAUAUGUUCCUGCAGUCUCAGACCCUUGAAACAUGCACCAAUGUUCAGUGGCAAAUGUGCAUAUCCUAAGCCUGUUUCUCAGAUUGAAUAAUUUUGUACUUAACUGCAAUGCAGUGCAAGUGGUUGCCACCCACAGAGAGGAAGGGAAAGAUAUCAACAUAAAGAACUGAGAAUUGUAGGCAGCUAAAAUCAGGAUUUUAUCUAGACUGGCUUAAUAGUGAGAUUUUUCUGUCAGUGUUUGAGGCUUUAUUUUUCCUUAUCAAAAGGACAUCAGUAUUUAAUAAAAUGACCACAGUUUUUCUUGCAGUCUCAGUCUGAUCUUGCUAACAGGUUAAGGCAUAAUCCUGACUGAGAGCAUGUCAUUGUCGCUAAUCAGUUGGCGAGAUCCCUUUUCAAGUGCCUGGCAUCAAAGCUGUCUUGUAAAACUAUAAAUACUGAGAGACUGAGCCCAGGUCAGAACAAAACCCUAUAGAACACGAGGCACAAGGUUGGGAAUGUUCUGAACAUUUUCUUCCUCUUAAACAGCACAGCCUGAAAAACUAAUCUGAAAAAUGGUCCCAAAGGUAUUUAAUUGUGGCUGGUUAAAUUGGAUGGUCCUAACUAUAGUUUAAAAACAACUUGCUCAGAAAUUCUGACAGACUGGUAGACAAGUCAAGUCAUUUAGCUGCCAUCACCCAGAGUUGUAACAUUCCACAUCCUUCCUUUUUUUCCAUUUUCUUCAGCCUUACUAGAGGAGUUGGAAGGAGAAAUGGGAAUGAUCCCAGAAUAAACAUACUAUCCUAAUAGAGGUACAGUUAGCCUUAUCGUGAGGUGGGCACCAUUUCUGCCCAAUUCACUUUCUUGUUUCUGCUAGCAACCAGAAUCUGCCAUGGGGUUUUUUCCUUUCUUUUUCCUUUCCCCAAAGGACUGAGUGGGAAACUAGCUUCUCAUGCAUUUGGUCCAAACGGACUGAAUAGUGAUCAAAAGUUAAGAUAUUAGUGAAAAUUUUUAUACUGCGACUAAGUAACAACUGCAGCUUGAUACUACCUUGUGCUAGACAGGACAAAUGCUGGAGGUAACUUAUAAUAGAGAAUGAUAAAAAGAGAUUUUUCCCCCCACUCCUAUUGUCCUCUCUGUCCAAGGAGUGCGAGCAAUGUAGGAGUUUCCUUAGUGUGAACUGUUCACGAGACACUAGCAUUCAAACUAGAAUGUUGCUCUUAUGCAAGGUUGCUAAAUCAACUUACAUCUCAAGUGCCUUAAUUAUGCUAAUCUAGAACUUUUUGCUAAUAGUUUAGUUUAAAUAUUAUUGAGAUGCAUUUUAUACAGCCCAGAUAACAAGCCUCAGUGGCACAGAUAAUUACAUGAUUGACUUGAUUUUGGAUGGCUUUCAAUAAAAUGUUUUUAAGUGA
This is a messenger RNA of Alligator mississippiensis (American alligator), 2884 nucleotides long. RefSeq names its product magnesium transporter 1 (gene MAGT1). The record is from RefSeq and is a predicted model, not a curated record. NCBI's taxonomy places the organism in Eukaryota, Metazoa, Chordata, Crocodylia, Alligatoridae. The coding region runs from base 21 to 1016 and encodes 331 amino acids. Gene Ontology annotation, cellular component: oligosaccharyltransferase complex. The transcript is spliced from 10 exons.